This is a messenger RNA of Coregonus sp. 'balchen', 4157 nucleotides long. Lineage: Eukaryota; Metazoa; Chordata; Actinopteri; Salmoniformes; Salmonidae. The record is from the annotation of a GenBank genome assembly.
AUGUGUGCAGCAGCCAACUAUGUCCUCCCACUGAGGAGACACAGUGAGGUGGGUGACUGAGGUGGCAUCAUGUCAUGAAACAGACCAUUGAGACAACAUUGUGUGGUGGUUAUGUGUUUGCUGGGCAUUGAACUCUUUCCUGUGAAAGACAGAGGCAAGAAAUUGUUGUUUUAUUCAUUAAAACACACAAACCUACAUAUGAUUUGGUGACCAAUUGUGUUCAACUAUUUGAAGAAGCAAGUACCAGAAAGUAUCUAUCGUUACAUUGCUUAUGUUGUAAGUGUAAAUACUGUCAAAAUAGGGUUUUAAAAUAAAGCAUAACAUUUACUUAAGUCAAAGAUAUCUAAGAUUUCCAGCAUUUAUCAAUUCAUUCUCCAGGGCUUGGCGAAUCUGGGCAGGCUGUGUGGGGGGGUGUCGAUGCCCGCCCAUGCCCCUGAAGCCCGGUCACGUGGAGCCCCCCACGACCCAGAGAUGGACCUGGCCUGGCGGGAACUGAUGGCCAUCACAGAGCUUCAGGUAGGAGGAUGAGUAUUCAAUAGCCUGAUAAUUAUGUAACCAUAUAGCUCAAAUGUGAUUUGAGUUUGAUUAAGAGCCUCUCUCACCUGGCCAGAAGUCCCCUAUGUAGCCAUAGUUAUAUUGAAAAACUAUAGAUAUUGUUUUUAAUGAUAUCCUUACAGUGUGAGAUGCAAUUUCAUACUGUUGGCCUCUCUUAGGAAAACACUACCAUGGCGGUGAAUUAGGCAACCACAAACAGACAGACAGAAAAGAGAAAAUUACACAAUCCUGCAAACCAACCACAGCAGUGUCAAGUUUAUGUACACUACCGGUCAAAAGUUCUAGAAGACCUACUCAUUCAAGGGUUUUUCUUUAUUUUUACAUUGUAUAAUAAUAGUGAAGACAUCAACACUAUGAAAUAACACAUGUAGUAACCAAAAAAGUGUUAAACAAAUCAAAAUAUGUUUUAUAUUUGAAAUUCUUCAAAUAGCCACCCUUUGCCUUGAUGACAGCUUUGCACACUCUUGGCAUUCUCUCAACAAGCUUCAUGAGGUAGUCACCUGGAAUGCAUUUCAAUUAACAGGUGUGCAUUCUUAAAAAUUAAUUUGUGGAAUUUAUUUCCUUCUUAAUGCGUUUGAGCCUAUCAGUUGUGUUGUGAUAGGGGUGGGGGUGGUAUACAGAAGAUAGCCCUAUUUGGUAAAAGACCAAGUCCAUAUUAUGGCAAGAACAGCUCAAAUAAGCAAAGAUAAACAUUCCUUUAAGACAUGAAGGUCAGUCAAUACGGAAAAUGUCAAGAACUUUCAAAGUUUCUUCAAGUGCAGUCCCAAAAACCAUAAAUCGCUAUGAUGAAACUGGCUCAUGAGGACCGCCACAGGAGUGGAAGACCCAGAGUUACCUCUGCUGCAGAGGAUAAGUUCAUUAGAGUUACCAGCCUCAGAAUUUGCAGCCCAAAUAUAUGCUUCCCAGAGUUCAAGUAACAGACACAUCUCAACAUCAACUGUUCAGAGGAGACUGUGUCAAAUAUAACAUAUAUUUUGAUUUGUUUAACACUUUUUUGGUUACUACAUGAUUCCAUAUGCGUUAUUUCAUAGUUUUGAUAUCUUCACCAUUAUUCUACAAUGUAGAAAAUAGUUUGAAAAAAUUAAGAAAAACCCUUGAAUGAGUAGGUGUUCUAAAACUUUUGACCGGUAGUGUAUAUACAUUUAAUCUAAGGAAAUGCUGAGUAUUCCCACCUAAAAAGUAACACACACUCAAGUAACACACACUCGACAAUGGGCCAAUUGAGUGAUGGCAGGAUAAAGAGAUAGGGAGGAAAGCACAGCACUGUACAUUGCAAGCAGCCCCCUGCACAGCACAAUGACCACCUGUUUCCACAUGAAACUUGAUAACACACGUAAGAGAGACCUGCAUGGGCGGCAUGAGCUAUGGAUGUAUACCAAGGUGGGGGUGAACUGUGUGCUAUGGCCAGCAGGUGACUUAUGGAUACGAUAGCCUGGCCCCUCACUUUUCUUUUAAAGCCUGGCCCCCCACACCACACUACCUAUCAGUUUCAUUUCUCACACUCAUUCCCAGUGGUGGACAAAGUACCCAAUUGUCAUACUUGAGUAAAAGUAAAGAUACCUUAAUAGAAAAUUACUCAAGUAAAAUUGAAAGUCACGCAGUAAAAUACUACUUGAGUAAAAGUCUAAAAGUAUUUGGGUUUAAAUAUACUUAAGUAUGAAAAGUAAAUAUAAUUGCUAAAAAUAUACUUAAGUAUUAAAAGUAAAAGUAUAAAUAAUUUCUAAUUCCCUAUAUUAAGCAAACCAGACGGCACAAUUUUCUUGUUUUUUUAUUUACGGAUAGCCAGGGGCACACUCCAACACUCAUACAUAAUUUCCAAACGAAGCAUUUGUGUUUAGUGAGUCUGCCAGAUCAGAGGCAGUAGGGAUGACAGGGAUGUUCUCUUGAUAAGUGUGUGAAUUUAACCAUUUUCCUGUCCUGCUAGCCAUUCAAAAUGUAAUGAGUACUUUUGGGUGUCAUUGAAAAUGUAUGGAGUAAAAAGUACAUUAUUAUCUUUAGGAAUGUAGUGAAGUAAAAGUAAAGAUUGUCAAAAAUAUAAAUAGUAAAGAUACUCCAAAAAAUGACUUAAGUAGUACUUUAAAGUAUUUUUACUUAAAUACUUUACACCACUGCUCAUUCCCCAUAGAUGAGUUAUUAAUUAUCCUAUGAAAUGGUAUUUUGCAUGUUCACAAAUACACAUAGCAGUUUAAAAGUCAAUGAUAAACAUGUAGAAUUGUUUUGUUUUAAAGUAACAUAUUGUAAUGAUAAACUGUAAUGAUUAGACAAAGCAUCAACUCAUGAAUCUUACUUUGUUUUAGGAGUUUGAGGUCCCCCAUGAAGGCCCAUAUGAAACUAUUCUGUACCAUCCCACAGAGCCGCCUCUCUCUCUGGGAGGUUAUAGCAUGGCUCAGUCUCACUCUCAUACAGAGCCUCUCCCCUGUGGUGGUGAGACAAACCCUGAUAUUGCUUAUGAGGGAACCUACUCUGAAGUAAUGCCAGCCUGCCAACAUCAGGCCACCAGUGAAUUAACUGAGACACUGUACAGACAUCCUGGAACUCAUUCUGGAACCCAGCUGAAUCCCAGAGUUCUGAACCCUCUGCUGCCACCGCUGAUGAGUUUUCUAGAACAUAUGAGUCUGACAAGUGUCGCUGGUGAGGGGCCUGUUGGAAAAGACAAUGCUGGCCUCUCUCAGGGUCCGAGUCGGCACAUGCUAGGGACUGAUCAUGGGCAGAGCAAACAUCCACCACGCACUGUAGACGAUCUGGAGUCGGACUCUGGCCUAUCUCUGGGAUCUAGCCCAUCGCUGGCCUCACCAGAUGAUGUCAUGACCGGCGUACCUGCUUGUUCAAGCACAGAGGUUGGUCUGAACUAUAAUCACAGGGGGACGGAGAGUAUGGGUGAGCAAGGUAGGAGAGCUAGCCUCCUUUACUCCAUGGACUAUCAGCAGCAUCCUACCCAGCCCUACUCGGGGCCGCACCCCUCUUACUUCCCUGUAACACAACCAUCCCAAAUGCAACCACAGCCUCACUUCCUGCUUCCCAUGUCAAUUAAACAUCAACAGGGUUUACCGAGUGCAUUGAAUGACUUGAACCUUAACAGCUCUGCCAGCAGAGGGAGCUCUUCUCAGGCGUUCUAUGUAAAACCCAGAGGCAACCCUCCUCCUGUUCCUCUGAGCCGGGAUGAACGCAAAGCUCACGCCCUCAAGAUCCCUUUCCCUAUGGAGAAGAUCAUCAACCUACCCGUGGAUGACUUCAAUGAGCUCCUGACCAAGUACACACUCACGGACGCCCAGCUCGCCCUCGUCAGGGACAUCCGCCGGCGGGGGAAGAACAAGGUGGCGGCUCAGAACUGCAGGAAGAGGAAGCUGGAGAAUAUAGUUUACCUGGAGGGAGAGCUGGGUCAGCUGCAGGCCCAGAGGGAUCACCUGGCCAGAGAGAGGAUGGAGUUCCAACACAACUUGGCUAUUGUUAAAAACCGCCUCACAGACUUGUAUGCUGAAGUGUUCUCUCAGCUCCGGGAUGAGGAUGGACAUCCCUACUCCAUAGAUGACUACUCUCUACAGCAGACCCCUGAUGGGAACGUAUACUUGGUGCCACGUAGUGACGUGUUGGAUGGAGAAUAA